CUUUGGCCCUAGUGCGCAGGCGUUGUCCUGUCACAAGCUGGUCACCUUGGAGCGCCUCGACGAGCGCGCAGCGACGUCUCCGCCCCCAGCGUCGUCGCCUCUCCCGCCCGGCCCUUGGCGGGUUUGGAGACCCUGCGAGCACCCCGUGUGGCGUUUGGCGCUUUCCUCCUCUCCGUCGCCCCAGCCCCCACCUUUCCCUAAAUCAAAGUCAGACCCCGGAGCCCCAAGUCUGGGGAAGCCGCACGCAGGUCCGGCUGCCUGUUGGGCAUCCAGGAGUUGGGUUCUUGAAUUCUGAAGGUAUUUUAGCAAAAACCGGCGCUGGCGGUGUGUCAGUUAUUUCUAAACUGGAUAACGUGGUAGAAAAUCCCCUUUAAAAGCCCCCUUUUCGCCCUGGAAAGUAUAAGGCUACAGUAUAGUUCGGCCUGAGAAUAUCAACCUCCAGCACAGAUCCGGCCGGCACCUCCUACUCAAAACUAAAACGGAGAGAGGAUCAGUUUUCGGUGUCUGUGGCGUGACUGUCACUGAGCUAAACCUGCAGAAGCUUUGCCCUAUUCUGGCAGGCUGUCUUGGUACUUUCUGGUUUCUUGAUUUUUUUACUCCUUUAGGGCACUCUACGUACACGCCUCCUCCGCUGCUGAGAACAUUUCUGUACCUAAAGAAGACAAGUUCUUCAUCAGCCCUCAUAAACAGAAUAGUUUGGCAAAUAAAUUCCUUUUAAGACGCUUGUUUGAGCCUACAAAACCCAGGAACAAGAUUCGAUUUGUCAUUCCCUAAGGAUUGGAGGGGAUUCUAUUUUCCCAGAAACUUGACUGUGCUGGUCAAAAUUUGCAAAGAGGGUCAAUCAACGUUUUCAAACGAUCGUCCGGCCUUGACCUGAGAACUGGGAGCCAGUGAGUGGGAAGCCAUGGCCGCUGCUGAGGAGGAAAAAAUAAGUGUUGAAGAUGAAGCUGUGGAUAAAAACAUUUUCAAAGACUGCAACAAGAUUGCUUUCUACAGGCGUCAGAAACAGUGGUUCUCCAAGAAGUCCCCCUAUCAGGCAUCACUAGACUCAGUCAGAACAGGCAAAGACAGCACCAGGUUCUGCAUCAUCAAUGAAGCAAAUAAGGUUCCGCUCCUGGCUGAAGUUUAUGGGAUAGAGGGAAAUAUCUUCAGGCUUAAAAUCAAUGAAGAGACUCCCCUGAAACCUAGGUAUGAAGUUCCAGAUGUCCUUACAAGCAAGCCAAGUACUGUAAGGUUGAUUGCACACACAGAGGAUACAGGCAGCCUGGUAUUGACAGAUGGAAAAGGAGAUUUGAAGUUACAUAUCUCAGCAAACCCAUUCAAGGUAGACAUGGUGUCUGAAGAAGAGGUUGUGAUGAGCAUAAACUCCCUGGGCCAACUGUAUUUUGAGCACCUGCAAAGGCCUCAUAGAGUUCAUGCUACCAAAGAACAUGAGGAGGAUGCAUCUACUGACACCUGUCAGGAAAAUCAAGAUGCUCUAGAUCUAUGGGAAGAGAAAUUUGGAAAAUUUGUGGAUAUCAAAGCUAAUGGUCCUACCUCCAUCGGUUUGGAUUUUUCCUUGCAUGGAUUUGAGCAUCUCUACGGGAUCCCGCAACAUGCAGAGUCACACCAACUGAAAAAUACUCGUGAUGGAGAUGUUUACCGUCUUUAUAACCUGGAUGUCUAUGGAUAUAAAAUACAUGAUAAAAUGGGCAUUUACGGUUCAGUGCCUUAUCUCCUGGCCCACAAACUGGGCAGGACUCUAGGUAUUUUCUGGCUGAAUGCCUCAGAAACAUUAGUGGAGAUCAAUACAGAGCCUGAAGUAGAGUACGCACUGACCCAGAUGGGCCCAGUUGCUGCUAAACAAAAGGUGAGAUCUCGAACUGACGUGCACUGGAUGUCCGAGAGUGGAAUCAUUGAUGUUUUCCUGCUGACAGGACCUACACCUUCCAAUGUCUUCAAGCAGUAUUCAUACCUUACCGGCACACAAGCUAUGCCCCCUCUUUUUUCCUUGGGGUACCAUCAGUGCCGCUGGAACUAUGAAGAUGAGCAGGAUGUCAAAGCAGUGGAUGAAGGAUUUGAUGACCACGACAUUCCUUACGACGUCAUGUGGCUGGACAUAGAGCACACUGAGGGCAAAAGGUACUUCACCUGGGACAAGAAAAGAUUCCCAAACCCUAAAGGGAUGCAAGAGCUGCUCAGGAGCAAAAACCGUAAGCUGGUCGUCAUUAGUGACCCCCACAUCAAGAUUGAUGCCGACUACUCAGUAUACGCUGAGGCCAAAGAACAGGGCUUCUUUGUGAGGAAUCAUGAAGGGGGAGACUUUGAAGGGGUCUGCUGGCCUGGUCUCUCUUCUUACCUGGAUUUCACCAAUCCCAAGGUCAGAGAGUGGUACUCUGGUCUUUUUGCUUUCUCUGCUUAUCAGGGAUCUACUGACAUCCUCUACAUCUGGAACGACAUGAAUGAGCCCUCCGUCUUCAGAGGGCCAGAGCUAACCAUGCACAAGAAUGCCAUUCAUCACGGCAACUGGGAGCACAGAGAACUUCACAACAUCUAUGGUUUUUAUCAGCAAAUGGCUACUGCAAAGGGACUGAUACAACGAUCUAGAGGGAAGGAGAGACCCUUUGUACUUACACGUUCUUUCUUUGCUGGGUCACAGAAGUAUGGUGCUGUAUGGACAGGUGACAACACAGCAGAAUGGAGUUACCUGAAAAUUUCUAUCCCAAUGCUUCUCACGCUCAGCAUUACUGGGAUCUCUUUUUGUGGAGCUGAUGUAGGUGGCUUCAUCGGGAAUCCAGAGGCAGAGCUGCUAGUGCGCUGGUACCAAGCCGGGGCCUACCAGCCCUUCUUCCGUGGCCAUGCCACCAUGAACACUGAGAGACGGGAACCCUGGCUCUUCGGGGAGGAACAUACCCGACUCAUCCGGGAAGCCAUCAGGGCGCGCUAUGCCCUUCUGCCCUAUUUGUAUUCUCUGUUCUACCACGCACACGUGACUUCCGAGCCUGUCAUGAGGCCUCUGUGGAUAGAGUUCCCUGCGGAAUUCGAGACAUUUGGUGUGGAAGAUGAAUACAUGCUGGGAAGUGCUUUAUUGGUUCAUCCAGUCACAGAACCUAAAGCCACCAUGGUUGACGUGCUUCUGCCAGGAUCAGAUGAGCUCUGGUAUGACUCUAAGACAUUUGCUCUUUGGGAAGGAGCACACACUGUGAAGAUUCCAGUAGCCUUGGACACUAUACCAGUGUUUCAACGAGGUGGAAGUAUAGUACCAACAAAGACAACUAUAGGAAAAUCCACCGGCUGCAUGGCUGAUUUCCCUUAUGAACUCCGGGUGGCUCUAAGCACUAAGGGUUCGGCCAUGGGUGAACUAUAUCUCGAUGACGGCCAUUCAUUCCAAUACCUCCACCAGAAGCAAUUCUUGCACAGGAAGUUUUCAUUCUCUUCAGGUGUUUUGAUCAACAGCUGUGCUGAUAAGAAGGGUCAUUAUCUCAGCAAGUGUGUGGUGGAGCAGAUCUGGGUCCUUGGCCUCAAGCAGCAGCCAUCUUCUGUGACCACCCACUCGCCUGGUAGUAAAGAUCAGCCUGUGGCUUUUACAUAUUGUGCCAAAACGUCCACCCUGAGCCUAAAGAAGCUCUCUCUGAACAUUGGCACGGACUGGCAGGUCUUCAUCAAGUGACAGAGCAUGACCUGGUGACGAGCACAGAGAGAGCAGCCUGCACCCUCCCGUCUUUCCCUGGGCCUGUACUGCACUGCAUGCUGAUUGACUUCCCAGGCUCACAAUAAUCAGUCAUUAGUUACCAGAUUACUAAUGAACAAGAGAUUUCAUAUUUUUCAAAUUGUACCUUUUUAGAUGUACUAGUAAUAUACUUUAUGUCAAAUACCACCUCUUCUCCUAGAUACAAGUAACCCCAAGACAUUUAUAGAGUUCAGGAAUUUUCCACUGUUUCUUGGUCAUGGCCCUAUGCUAAGCACGGUGGCCCAGUGAGUAGCUUCUCUUUGAACAUGGCUGGAUGGGCUUGUUUUACAUGAGGUAUGGUCAAGUCCACCUCGCGCAGCCCAUUUGUCAGCAUUUGCCUUGGGCCUUGAAGCAGAAUCACUCUGAGUACAGCAGCGGAGCUGCCAGAGGCCUAACUGCAAGUAGACAGGAGCUUCCAGCUCCUCUUACCCCUGUAGUUAUCGUUCACCCACUUAGAUGUGAACAAACAAUGCUUUUCUGCUUGCACUGCAUAUGCUGCAGCAACAGGUAGUUAAUCUCCCCUAGAGCUUGACUCAGGAGCACAAAGGAUUCUUUUUCCUUUAUUUCAGGCUCUAAAGUUCCAAAUUAAUUUUUUUAAGUCUGAUUUCUUUAUCUUAGUUGCUUGUAUUAAAUGCUGUCUACUGCCCAAAGAAUAUUUUUAACAUGAGUAUGCUAUAAGUUAUAAUAAUAAAAUCAAUACCCAUUUCCCCACCACCAAACUUCAGAAACAGAACACAGAACUGAGGCAGGGGUUGAGCAAUGAGACAUUUGCCUUGGGCACAAAAUUUAAGAUGGUGCCCCAAAAC
Talpa occidentalis (Iberian mole) is the source of this 4515-nucleotide messenger RNA. It is a transcript of the gene GANC, whose product is annotated as glucosidase alpha, neutral C. Gene Ontology annotation, molecular function: carbohydrate binding; alpha-1,4-glucosidase activity. The transcript is spliced from 25 exons. The record is from RefSeq and is a predicted model, not a curated record. The coding region runs from base 905 to 3649 and encodes 914 amino acids. Gene Ontology annotation, biological process: carbohydrate metabolic process; N-glycan processing. NCBI's taxonomy places the organism in Eukaryota, Metazoa, Chordata, Mammalia, Eulipotyphla, Talpidae.